AUGCUGAGCGGGUCAUCGAUUGAGAAGUUGGAGCUCGUCGGAGAAGCGGAGAGUCGUACUACUGCCGUCGAAGCUCGGAGCUGGAAACCAUGGGAGACCUUUCACAACUGCAAUCAUCAAGUAAAAAAAAUCGUCAUAGAACAUGGUCAUCCUUUGUAUGUGCACCCAUCGGACACAUCGGGAUGUGUUUUAGCAUCGGUGAAACUCACCGGAUUUGGAAAUUAUGGAGUGUGGAGUCGAGUUAUGAGGAUCUCCCUUCUAGCUAAGAAGAAGCUAGGGUUCGUGACUGGUACAUGCACGAAGGAGUCAUUCGACGAAUCGCUUCAUGAACAGUGGGAGACGGUGAAUGCGAUUGUGCUUUCGUGGAUCAUGAACACAGUAUCAGAGAGAUUGUUGAGCGGGAUCAUGUAUGCGUCAAAUGCACACUUAGUCUGGGAGGAUCUAAAGGAAAGCUUUGACAAGGUAAAUCGAGUGCGAAUUUUUCAAGUACACACAACUAUUGCAAAUGUCAAACAGAGAAUAAGUCCAGUGUCAGUGUAUUUCUCUAGAUUGAAGGAGUUGUGGAGUGAAUCCGAUUUGAUAGCUCCUUCUCCAAACUGUGGCUGUCCAAAGUCUAGGGACUAUAUUGAGUAUCUACAAGAGCAAAGGUUAAUGCAAUUUUUGAGUGGUUUGAAUGAAUCAUAUGAUCAAGCUAAGCGGCAAAUUCUGAUGAAGUCCAAUGCACCAUCUGUGAAUCAAGCCUAUGCUCUAAUAGUGCAAGAUGAAAGUCAACAGGUAAAUGUUAAAAAAUCCAAUCCCAUAGCAAUGCAAGCCAAAAGAAAUGACAACUAUAAGGGAAGCAAUUCAAUAUAUUGUGAGAACUGUCACAUGCGAAACCAUACAAAGAAGGAGUAUUACAAACUUGUUGGAUAUCCUUCAGAAAGGGAUGGCAGAGCCAACAGAAAGGUGAAAUGUACUUAUGAUAGCUACAGGAAAGAUAACAACAAUCGUGAAGGAUGGAAGAAGGAUAGAUACAGAAAAAGGUACAAGAAGGAUAACAAUGAAGGAUGGAGAAAGAAAGCACAUGCUGUAGUGGCUAAUAAUGCAGAUUGUUUUCAAGGAAAAUAUGUAGAUAAGAAUGAUAAUGGGGUCAGUAUGCUGAUGAUAACAGAAGAGGUGAUAGCAAGAGUAAUCAUUAUGAUUCAGAAAAUCAGUACAAGCAUCAUGGAAGUGACUCUGAAGAAUAUCAAGCCCAUAUGA
This is a messenger RNA of Solanum dulcamara, 1239 nucleotides long. RefSeq lists its product as uncharacterized. Bases 1 to 1239 code for a protein of 412 amino acids. The record is from RefSeq and is a predicted model, not a curated record. NCBI's taxonomy places the organism in Eukaryota, Viridiplantae, Streptophyta, Magnoliopsida, Solanales, Solanaceae. The transcript is spliced from 2 exons.